Gekko japonicus is the source of this 2001-nucleotide messenger RNA. Its product is annotated as EH domain-containing protein 4. Gene Ontology annotation, biological process: endosomal transport; endocytosis. The transcript is spliced from 6 exons. Gene Ontology annotation, cellular component: plasma membrane; cytoplasm. Gene Ontology annotation, molecular function: GTP binding; protein binding; calcium ion binding. The record is from RefSeq and is a predicted model, not a curated record. NCBI's taxonomy places the organism in Eukaryota, Metazoa, Chordata, Lepidosauria, Squamata, Gekkonidae. Bases 62 to 1675 code for a protein of 537 amino acids.
UCCCGAGCAGAGCGGAGCGGCGGGAGCGGCGUGCCCCGGCCCCGACCCACCAGCCCCGGCGAUGUUCAGCUGGCUCGGGGUGCAGGGCGGGCGCCCGCGGAACGGCGAGGCGGAGGACGUGGUGCAGACGGUGACGGGCGGCCUGAAGGAGCUCUACGCCAAGAAGCUGCUGCCCUUGGAGGAGCACUACCGCUUCCACGAGUUCCACUCGCCCGCCCUCGAGGGCGCCGACUUCGAGAACAAGCCCAUGGUGCUCCUCGUCGGCCAGUACAGCACCGGCAAGACCACCUUCAUCAGGUACCUGUUAGAGCAGGAUUUUCCAGGGAUGAGGAUUGGUCCAGAGCCGACAACAGAUUCUUUCAUUGCCGUGAUGUAUGGAGAUACCGAAGGGAGCACUCCAGGAAAUGCUCUUGUUGUGGACUCAAAGAAGCCAUUCCGCAAACUCAGUCGUUUUGGCAAUGCAUUCUUGAAUAGGUUCAUGUGUGCUCAGUUACCCAAUCAGGUUCUCAAGAGCAUCAGUAUCAUAGACAGCCCUGGCAUCCUUUCGGGAGAAAAACAGCGGAUCAGUAGAGGCUAUGACUUCUGUCAGGUCCUGCAAUGGUUUGCCGAAAGAGUGGAUCGUAUUAUCCUCUUAUUUGACGCUCAUAAACUCGAUAUUUCUGAUGAGUUCUCAGAAGCGAUCAAAUCAUUCCGGGGCCAGGAUGACAAGAUCCGAGUGGUAUUGAACAAGGCCGAUCAAGUGGACACCCAGCAGUUAAUGCGGGUCUAUGGUGCACUCAUGUGGUCCUUGGGAAAAGUGAUCAACACUCCAGAAGUCCUGAGGGUCUACAUUGGCUCCUUCUGGGCUCAGCCCCUGCAGAAUACAGAAAACAGGAAGCUGUUUGAGGUAGAAGCACAGGAUCUAUUCCGGGACAUUCAGGGCCUACCUCAAAAGGCGACUGUGAGGAAACUCAAUGACCUUAUCAAGAGGUCGCGACUCGCAAAGGUACAUGCUUAUAUCAUCAGCCAUCUAAAGAAGGAAAUGCCUGCAGUAUUUGGAAAAGAAAGUAAGAAAAGAGAACUGAUCAACAGCCUCCCUGAGAUAUAUCGUCAGUUGCAACGGGAACACCAGAUCUCCCCGGGGGACUUCCCAGAAGUCAAGAAAAUGCAGGAACAACUGGAGGCGUACGACUUCACCAAAUUCCACUCUCUGAAACCGAAGCUGAUCGAAUCUGUGGACAACAUGCUGUCCUCUAAAGUUGCUUCCCUAAUGAAUCUGAUCACCCAGGAAGAGCGCAGCAUGCCUACGCAGAUGGUGCACGGCGGGGCAUUCGAUGGCACCACAGCAGGACCGUUUGACCACGGCUAUGGGGAAGGCGCCAAGGAAGGAGCUGGUGAGGAGGAAUGGAUUGUUGCCAGAGAUAAACCUGCAUACGAUGAGAUUUUUUACACCCUGUCACCCAUCAACGGCAGAAUCUCUGGGGCCAGUGCAAAGAAGGAAAUGCUGACCUCCAAACUGCCGAACAGCGUCCUGGGGAAAAUCUGGAAGCUUGCAGACUGUGACUGUGACGGCAUGUUGGAUGAGGAAGAAUUUGCACUGGCAAAACAUCUCAUCAAGAUAAAACUGGAGGGAUAUGAACUCCCCAGUAUCUUACCUCCCCAUUUGGUGCCUCCAUCGCAUAGAAAAUCUUUGUAGAUGUAGUGAUAAAACAUGUUGUUAAAAUGUUGAAGGGGGUUAGCCAUGAAAGCCAUGUAAAUGUUUUAACACUCCUGAUAUUACAGUUAUUGGCAAGGCUUUUUAGGGCCACUUCAAACUAAAGCAAAUACCACUUAUUUGUUAGUGGGGAAAAUGGAAAUCCUCAUGUGUAACAUUACUCCGGGAGGGAGCAAUUUCAGAUGCACCUUCCCAGUGUUUGUUCAACAGGUAUACACUCAGUAAAAUACACAUGCAUAGUGGUCAUGAUCAGGGGUCAUUUCCUGCAGGAGCGCACAGGAGCAGAGCUCCGGCAGUAAAGAGCCCAG